AUGGGACCAACCAACUUCCGAGUCAUCGUUGUCGGUGGCGGCCCCGUGGGGCUUUCGUGCGCCCACGCACUAUCACAAGCCGGCAUUGAUUUCAUUAUCCUCGAGCAGCGGUCGAGCUUCGUUAUAGACGCUGGAUCCAAUCUGAUCCUGGUCCCUAUGAGCAUGCGGGUUCUGGGACAGCUAGGCCUACUCGAAGAAUUGAAGAAAGUCAGCUCCCCACUCAACAUCAUCAACCGCAUGGAUCACAGUGGUCGCCGACUUGGUAGUAUGAAGUGGUUUCUCUAUGACAACGAGUACUUCGGUGCAUAUCCCAGAGUCAUCAGCCGACAUGACUUGACCAAGGUUCUUUACCAGUCACUUCCAACAGAAAACAUGCCCAACCUGCUUCCGAACAAGAGAGUGUCCGACAUCUCUACGACUACGGACGGCGUGAGCAUCACAUGCACAGAUGGUACUUCGUACGAGGGAUCCGUCGUUAUCGGUGCGGAUGGCGCCCAUAGUUUUGUGCGAGAGCGCAUGCGGCAGCUUGCAAUCGACAACGAGUCCCCGUUUUUAAACGAAGAGAAGCCUUUUCUCACGACUUACCGCUGCUUGUGGACUCGCUUUCCGGCCAGGAAGGGCCUGCCACCUGGAACGACUUGGGAGACGCACGGCGAGAAACUGGCGACCCAACUGUUUGCGGGAGACGACACUAUCGUCAUGUGCAUAUAUGAGCGCCUGGACGAGACCACCUACGAUCGCUGCCGAUAUUCAAAAGCCGAUGAAGAGGUUUUAGUUGGGCGCUGGGGGCAUCUCCCACUCACACCCGGCCAGGCCCUUACCAUCCGAGACGCUUACGAGUCGCGCAUACAAUCGGGCUUGGUAAACCUGGAGGAAGGCGUCGUGAAGCACUGGAGCUGGGACGGCCGUAUCGUGCUGGCAGGCGACGCAGCGCAUAAAUUCACACCGAGCACCGGCGCCGGGUUCAACAACGGGAUCAUCGACGUCGUUUCGCUCGUCAACGAACUCUGCAAGGAAGUGCAAGCAGCUCGCACGGAAACACUUGAUCCGGCAGCCGAACCGGAGAGACCCCAAAUAGUGGCUGCCUUCAAGGCUUAUGAAGCCUCGCGCAAGGAGCCAGUCAUUGAAGGUUGCAAGCUAGCCGGUAAUGCCACUGCUAUGGCAACUUGGCAGAACUGGAUACUGAAAUUCAUCGACCGGUACAUUUUCUCAAUGCACGUCGUUCAGAAGUUUCUGUCAAGCCAACAGGCUAGUAGAACAGCGCAGGCACCCGUAUUUGGCUUUCUGGAUAGCGAAGAGGAACUAGUCGGGACAGUUCCGUGGUCCGUUCCCUUAAAGGCGAAGUCUGGACGGAUCGAAUAG
Messenger RNA from Clonostachys rhizophaga, 1362 nucleotides. Lineage: Eukaryota; Fungi; Ascomycota; Sordariomycetes; Hypocreales; Bionectriaceae. The record is from the annotation of a GenBank genome assembly.